AUGUCACCACCACUCAUUCUGUACGCCAUCCCUCCGCGCGAGGGCCACAUGCGCCCAGCCCUCCAGAUAAGCAGCCACCUCGUCUCGCGCGGGCUGGACGUGACCAUCCUGGGCGACGCAAAAUGGGGCCCCACCAUAACCGCCAUCGGCGCCCACCCCUCGCCCAUAAUCGGCCUCUGGGGCGCGAUGGAGGACUACAGCAAAUGGGGCGAGAUCAUCCGCGCGCAGACGGCCGAGGAGCGCCUGCGGAUCUCGCUCUCCGACGGGUUUGUAAGGCUGCUCCCCAGCGGGCUCGAGUCGGUGCGGCACGCGCUGGCCGGGAUCAGGGAGCGCCUCGGAGGCGGGGACGUAUUGAGGGGCCGGACGGUGGUUGUCCUGUCAGACACGUGUUUCUCGGGGACACUGCCGCUGAAGCUUGGGACGGACCUGCCGCAGGGGUACGAGGGCGUCAGCGUCAAGACCGUGGGCAUCGGUCUGGUGCCGCGGUUCUGGGCGGCUCCUGAGCGGCCGCCGUGGGGCAGUGGCCUGUCGUAUGAUGUGACUGAGAAAGGGAUCUCGCGGAAUCUGGAGGCUCAUGCGAGGAAGUGGGAUCAGACCGCCGAGGAUAGGGCGAGAUGGGUGCUCGGAGCGAUGAAUUGCAGCAAGUCCGUCGACGAGCUGUACGAAGAGUACGACAAAGGCUCGGCUGCUGUAAGACGGCCUUUCUGGGAUGCUUCGACGGUCUGCCACGACGUGGUUCUCCAGAUGGGGUUUCCGAGUUUCGAGUUCCCUGUGCCCAAUGAGCCUGCGCACCUGAAAUUCGCUGGCUCGCUGCCCCCAAAGCCGAUCCCUUCAGAUUUAGCGUACCCAGAAUGGUACUCGGAAGUACUGGAGAACAGCUCAAGCUCAGCUGCUAAGCCAGGACGGAAGAGGAUUGUAUUUGUGGCGCAGGGAACGGAAGUGUUGGACCACAGAGACCUGCUGAUACCAUGUGUGAAGGGCCUUGCAGGUCGGGAGGACGUACUGGUGAUUGCGGUGCUUUGUCAGAAGGGCGUAACUAUCGACAAACAUCUCAGUCUUUUUGAGGGCGCAAAAUUGCCUGAAAACGUCCGAGUCACCGACUACUUCCCCUACGAUGCAAUUCUUCCGCACGCGGACGUUUUCGCCUCGAAUUCUGGAUAUGGAGGUCUAACUCACGCUGUGGCUCAGGCUGUGCCGGUGGUACAGGCUGGAGAUGUUUUCGACAAGCCUGACAUUGGUAGAAGGGUUGAGUACUCUGGUUUGGGUGUGUUUCUUCCAACUUCACCCCCGACUCCGGAAGCCGUAGCUGCGGCCGUGGAUGAAGUUCUGGCCCAGGACAAGUACAAGAAGAGAGCUCUCAAGGUCGCCACGGACAGGCUCGCCCGGCAUGGGACGGAGGGGCCGGCAAGUUCAAAUGAGACUGGCUGGGAGGGCCCUAAGCACUGCGUGAGAGAGUACUGUGUUUACUCCAACCGAAAAUUCGCAGGAGGCAUCACGGUGAUCACAACAGCCGACAAUGCGAAGCGGAUAGCAGAGAUCCCUGAGAUCACCACGGCGAGGAGUGGGCCGCCACCUUUCUUUGCUACUGAGGUGCCGGGCAAGGGGACCGGGCUUGUCGCAAACCGCACGAUCAGGCGUGGAGAGGUGAUCAUGACCUGGCAGCCGAGCUUCGUGAUACAUCGUCGCUUGCCGGACGACCUGAGCCAAGAGGAACAGUAUCGCGUACUGGAUGCCGCACUGCUCAAGCUGCCAGCUCAGCGGAGACGGGCCUUCUUGAAACAGCUGGGCCAGUUCGGCGGGCACCGCGUCAGCGACAUCCUGUUGACGAACUCAUUCCAGAUGGACGUUGGCGGAGAGGGAGGUGAAGAGGAGGGCCGUCACCUUUCGAAUUUCCCCGAUGUGAGCUUGUACAACCACGACUGCCGGCCAAACGCAGCAUUCUACAUCGACGACCGCCUGACGCACCACACGCACGCGGUUCGAGAUAUCGCCGCCGGUGAGGAGCUCACGUUGACGUACAUGAACCCGUUCGAGACGUUCGCGGCGAGGCAGGCGCACAUCCAGCAGUCGUGGGGGUUCAGGUGCACGUGUCAGCACUGCACGAUGGCCGAGGACAAAAUUCGGGAGUCGGACGCGCGAUUGUACGAGAUCGACGAGAUGGAGGCAGAGCUUGGCAACUUUGCGAGCGCGAAGGCGUCUGUUCAGAUGGUGGAGCGGCUGCUGGAGGUGUAUGAGCUCGAGAGAUUGGACGUCAAGGUGCACGGCGCGUAUGUGCUCGCGGCGUUGAAUUACAACUUGUUCGGCGAUGCGAAGAAGGCGAAGAAGUACGCCAAAUUGGCGGUCGAGACGGGAAUUGUCGAGUUCGGGCCUGAUGUAGACGACGUCGCAGCGAUGAGGGAGCUGGCGCGAGACCCGAAGGCUCAUUUUACCUGGAGGAAGCGGGUUUGA
Molecule: messenger RNA, 2448 nt
Organism: Diaporthe citri
Lineage: Eukaryota; Fungi; Ascomycota; Sordariomycetes; Diaporthales; Diaporthaceae
Exons: 2
Coding region: 1-2448 (815 amino acids)
Molecular function (GO): protein binding
Source: RefSeq, a predicted model, not a curated record